AUGGUAGAGCCGGUAGAUAAAAGUUUUGUCCGACAAUUCUUUGGGGAUAAACCAGGACAGGCCUGCGCCUAUGUGUUGUUUUACCGAGAAACUACAGUGGAGGCAAUGCGAAAAGAUCAAGAAGCGGAAGGUCUCGAUCUAGUAGCUGCCGCUUCAGAAGUAGCAGAUAUUUCAUCGGGACAUCUACAACAAAAUGGCACAUAUCUCUCUUCCAACUCGAAACAGGUUUUGGCAACGCCUAGCACACCAAUUGAGAGCGACACCAAUGGAUUUGGAUCUCUCGACCACGCACUAACCGCACCUCCCUUGACUUCCUCUACUGCAGGUAAUCCAGCACCUAGUCGAACCCCUACUUCACCUCUCGACGCAUUUAAACCCAAAACUAAGGAAGAAAAGGGACGGGAAAAGAAACUUGAGAAGGAAGCGGAAAAGACUCGGAAGGCAGCUGACAAGGCCGCUGAGAAGACUGCUGCGAAAGAGAGAAAGGCACAAGUAGCGGAAUUGAAAAAGACCAAUGCUUUUAGUAAACAAACGGCAACGGGGGAAAUGAGAAGACGACAAUCAAUAGCUACUACUAGUCAAAAGGAAAAUAAUGGGAAUGGGAAUGAGAAGAGUGAUAGUAAAGGCUUUGGCGGUUUAAGUCUGAGCAGGGGUCACAAAGGAAGUAAGAGUAUGAGUAGAAAGAGCUUAGCAUUUUUAAGUGGAAAAAACGGGGAGAAGGAAAAGGAAAAAGAGAAAGAGAAGAGUGGAGAGAAGAGUGGAGAGAAUACCAAUAUACCCGACUCAGGCAGUAGUACGAAUCUGAAUACGGCAGUUGAAGGAACAUCGGGACCUCAAACACCGGAGAAACAUGAGAGGGUUAAGAAGGAAAGAUUUUCGUUUGGAGGCUUGGGACGAAAGAAGAGUAGUUUGUGGAGUCCGGGUGGUGGAUAA
Messenger RNA from Sclerotinia sclerotiorum 1980 UF-70, 933 nucleotides. RefSeq lists its product as hypothetical. The coding region runs from base 1 to 933 and encodes 310 amino acids. The record is from RefSeq and is a predicted model, not a curated record. The transcript has a single exon. Lineage: Eukaryota; Fungi; Ascomycota; Leotiomycetes; Helotiales; Sclerotiniaceae.